Macrosteles quadrilineatus (aster leafhopper) is the source of this 1247-nucleotide messenger RNA. RefSeq lists its product as uncharacterized. NCBI's taxonomy places the organism in Eukaryota, Metazoa, Arthropoda, Insecta, Hemiptera, Cicadellidae. The transcript has 7 exons. Gene Ontology annotation, cellular component: postsynaptic density membrane; AMPA glutamate receptor complex. Bases 1 to 1230 code for a protein of 409 amino acids. The record is from RefSeq and is a predicted model, not a curated record. Gene Ontology annotation, molecular function: channel regulator activity; voltage-gated calcium channel activity. Gene Ontology annotation, biological process: positive regulation of synaptic transmission, glutamatergic; postsynaptic neurotransmitter receptor diffusion trapping; neurotransmitter receptor internalization.
AUGUUACAGAUAAUGUCAUGUGGUGUGGUGGUGGAGGGUCGGUGUCACGGUUCGAAGUCACAGCUGGUCUGUUGUCACUUACCUACAUUAUCUUGUUACCAAUGUCUGCAAGAUGUUACAGAUAAUGUCAUGUGUUGUGGUGGUGGAGGGUUGGUGCCACGGUUCGGUGUCACAGAAGAUAAUGUCAUGUGGUGUGGUGGUGGAGGGUUGGUGCCACGGUUCGGUGUCACAGAAGAUAAUGUCAUGUGUUGUGGUGGUGGAGGGUUGGUGCCACGGUUCGGUGUCACAGCAGAUAAUGUCAUGUGCUGUGGUGGUGGAGGGUUGGUGGCACGGCUCGGUGUCACAGCAGGUCUAUUGUCCCUUAUCUCAGUUGUCGGUGCUGUGCUGACAGGAGGGUGGCUAUACACAAGAGAACCUCUAACUCUGCCAGGAUCCAGGACCAAAUCCUGUUGCGUCACAUUUAGGAUAGGUUUAUGGCGUGUUUGCGCUUCUCUCAAGAGAGUGCUGUCUUCCACUCUAUCUGAACCAUACAUUUUACUGCCGAUGCCGGGGUGUCAGCUGAUCCCAUACUCAGGGUGGCGGGAAGUGAAUGAGGCAGACCUGGGAAUAACGUGGUCAGCUCUAGAGUUCACACCAUCAUUGAUCACAAAAACGAGGUACGCCACUCCUUUGGUUGCUCUUGCUACUGCGAUGCUCAGUCUUGCAAACCUCUUGGUUGUGUCGAGUCAUUGCUUCAGUGACCUCAAGAGCCUGGCAGCUUGUGGCCUGUUUACUCUUGGUGGUCUAGUCCUCGCCUGUGGUUUGAUGGUGUUUGCUGCAAGUCUCAGCGAUGUAGUUGCGGACCGUAAUUUUCACAACCAUCUGGAACACCGAUACGGGGCCUCUUUCCACGCAGCUGCUGCCGCCUGCGUACUCUCCCAGGCAGCGGCUCUGCUCUCCAUUGUGGCUUUCCUUCGCCACUUUACGACUGUGGAGGAGAUGGUUCCUGGAGACGACUGUCAACUGCACACUCCUCCCGACCUCUGCUCUCAACAGAGACAUGUUCUGGUGCUCAAGCCUUGCUACACCACUGUCAUACACCAAGGGUUGCUUGGUGUUGCUGAGGGCUCUACAUCUUCCGGGUCCUCCCCGUCACUUCCUCGCCCGCAAAAUAGAUAUCUCCCUCCACGUCCACGUAGAGGCCCAGUUGAACCUAUUGAUUCACCCUCUAGUGAAAGCCAGAACACGUGACUUAUAAACCACUUAAC